Molecule: messenger RNA, 14474 nt
Organism: Amoebophrya sp. A25
Lineage: Eukaryota; Dinophyceae; Syndiniales; Amoebophryaceae
Source: the annotation of a GenBank genome assembly
CUAAAACUAAAAUAGCUAUUGAUCUUGUUUGUAAAAAAUGCCACUGCAUGACGAGUGAAAGUGUAGUCCUUUCGACAAACCUGAAAAACCUGGAAUUCGGACCAGAAAUAUGUAGCGGGCUUUUCGGGUUAUAUUCCUCCUCUCCAGGGAUCCCCUCUAAUAAUUUCGUCGACCCCACAUGCUCUGCUUUAUCGUAAUUGCUCUCCCCGGUUAUUCUACUUCAAUUGUGGUGAUGACCAGAAGAACGACAACGAGGCGGCUGGGCUCUGAUUCGCUCAAUUAGCAACACAAAGAGGAAGACGAAAACUAAUUUAACAUUUACUAUGCUCAAACGACCAGGUUCGAUUUGGGUAGUUGCAGCACCGGAGAAAGGACUUUAGAUUCUUUUCCAUAGCAGUUGUUUGAGCCACCAUGGUAUUCCAACGCUUGUUGCCGCGCUCCGCUCGAUGGGCCUUCAUCACGGCUGCAACUGCAAGAAGUGUGCGCGAAUUCGAAAGACGUCCUUCGGAGCUCGGUGCUGACGAAACCGGGAAUCCCAACAGUGACAGUCGGGGUAGUCAACAGAAACUAGCUGAUGUUAUGGGAUCCAAACGAGCUUCCAGUACGGAGCUCACUGCUUCUGAAGAUAGAUCCGAUGGAUCGGCGCGAGCUGACUCGAGUUCUGCAGAGCAUGAAGUCGAAGGAAAAGUUAUGACAAUCAAUGAAUCUCAUUCACGGGUAGGUAAACUUAGAUAGUCAAGACUUCUUGGAGUGCAAUUCGAUCCUGUCUUAAUGUCAUUGUCGACUGUAGUAACUCUAAGACAUCACAAGAAUCCGACAACCGACUGGCAUCUUCCGCGGAAACUGUAGUUUUUUCGCUAAAUGCACAAGUCGCAUCGUCCUCGGCUCUGCAGGGCACAUCUUCGUCGACUUUAUUGCAGAAAGUCGAAGGUAGCGCUUACCGCUACUCCACCUCGGGCGAAAUAAGCGCAGCGCUUCGACAAUAUGCGGCGGCAUCACCCGAAAGGUUUUCUGUGGAGACUCUCAGCGACAGUGGCGUUUCUAUGGACGUCCUUCACUACACACCGCCGAAGGAGGUUGACAUAGGCAAAAAGGUAGCUCCAAAGCUCCAUAUUGUAUUCAUGUUAGAUUUUCAUAAACGAUAUUGCCGAUGAACAACGUAGGUACUUCUUUCUUGUCUUCAUCGUCUAUCUACUCCGAACAUGGAGAAACAAUCACGAAAAGCAUACCAAAUUAUCAUCCUCCAGGCUUUCCUGACCUUCGGGAUGCAUGCCCGCGAGCUUAUUUCGUCGGAGGUUGGUUUGCGUUUCGUGCAGGGCCUUGCAACUUCUACAUUGCCUUUGGGGUUUGAGCUUCGAGUGGUCGUGAAUGUGAACCCUACUGGACGAGACAGCGUCUUGCAAGCGGAGAAUGAGGGAGGACAUCGGUCUUAUGAUCACGGAGCCUGCGAGCGGGGAAAUGCAAUGAACCUUAUCGACCUCAAUCGAAAUUUCGGCGGGGCAGGAAACUUCGGGAGCUCCUCCGCUGAUAUAAAUCCCACUGGUGCUGCGGCAUUCUCAGAACCUGAAUCCAGAAUGCUGCGGAAGGUAAGCGGAAUUAGGGUUGUCGUUUUGCACAUACAACAAUAAGCGGGUAAACCUUAGAUAGUCAAAAAAGUUCCACAUGAGACGAAACAACCCCGAAAACAGGACAGUGCUGCAGUAUGCGUCUGGACGUCAUUUUUGGUUUGUGUGUGUGUGGAGUUGUCCUAUAUUUUGAUUGGAGGUGUAUUGGUAUGAUGUUGAAGUAUACUAUAGUCUGAGAAGGUAAAAAGGUCAAUUAAAUUAGAACGAUCACUCGAUACCCUGAUCCUGCCUAGUAGGCACGUGGGAUAAGAAAACUCCCCACGAUAAACGAACCUCUCGGCGGCCUAUGAACAUAGCCGAAAGGCGUGCAGAGAGCGCGGCGCCGUGCUAGUAAAACGUAGCACGAGAAGACUUCAUAGUUUAUAGCACUGCAAUUAGUCAAAAGACAAUUAGAAUUGCACGUCAGUUGGGGUCUGGGAUUCGUUUGUGGGGAGAAUUCAGCAGGAUAGGGGAUCAAGUGGACACGCCUGAAGGGGCGACUUCGUUGUUGUCCUCUAAGUCAGAUUCGACGCUGGAUGAAAUGUCCGGUAAGAAUGUAUGGGUAAGGGCGAUCUCUUCAGUGCGACGAGAGUCGCGGUAUCGCUGGAUCGCAGAACUGUUCCAGUGGCCAAGAGAUAAGAGCUCCUUGGCGUCGGGGUUCAUGGCCUCCAUAGUUUGGAGACAUCCGCGACGAAGGCUGUGCGUACCAGGGGAAGAGGUCGAGACGAUGCCGAUGCUCUUGAAGGCCUCUUUCAAGAAAUCGAGGGCCUGGCCGUAGGAGCAGGCCGGGAAGAGCGGCUCACCAGGCUGAUGCUGUUCCACGUAAGGGAAUAAGACAUGCACUGGGCAGAACUGUGCGAAAACGUCGUGCCCGCCGCAGAAGCAAGAGCGAGACACUAUGUCGCCUGCUUGAUGUUGUUUUCGUUUUGCGAAGAUGAUCUUGACGGAGUUGUCACUUGCCCUGAAGACUGCGCUAUGCACUCCGAGAGACCGAACUGAUUCGGGGGUGGCAGACUGAUGCUGCGCCGAGGAUAAGCCCGAGCGUAUUAGUGGUAGCGCUUCGUCCUGCAGUCUCAAAGUGAAGACGUACGAGAAUGCCAAGAGCAUUCGAAGCUGGUGCUGAUGCUUCUUUUGAGCGUGGUCCAGGAUGAGGAGUAAGUGUGGGCCCAGAAUGGCGCACGCUACUUUUCUCGUUGGUUGCGUUCUCUUCAGUCCGUUGAUGAGCGUAGUUAGCUCGAGCUCUUCGAAGCACGAAAAAGAGAAGGGGCAGUGGAUCAAUACAGACGCCUUCUUUAUCGCAGCCAGCCAUGCGUUUGCAGACUCGGCCGUAUUUGCCAGUCCUAAGAAUCGCUUGACCUCAAUGAAGACGAGAGGAAACUCCCUAAUUUUUCGGGUGGUGCAAUAUCGUUGGUAGCCCCUAAGGGAUGAGAUGUAGCCCUUUCGCGAAGAUGGGACUAGAGACUGGAUCUGUAGCGAGUGCGCCCUAUCGUCCAAGAUGGAGUUCUGUUCCUCCGUAGUUGCCUCGCUUAAAAGCUUGAGGCGUUUUGCAAGGGGGAGCCCCUUCGUAUCUGGGUGCGUCGCUUCCGGUUCCUCGGAAAGAAGACGGAUUGCUUCAUCGACUGACCAGCAUAGUAGAUUUUCCUCCCGCAGAGCAUCUGUGGGAUGAGGGGUGGAGAGAGGAGGGUGAGAAACAAGUUUCAAAACAUGUAACACCGCAAGCUUAAAAGCUUCGGAUUGAUGGCAAAAACUGCCACCAACUAAUUAGCGCGGAAAGCGCUAAGACGAUCGAUCGCCCGACCUCAAUUUAACCAAGAUUUAACAAGUGAAAUCGUAAUUAAAUUAGAACGAUCACUCGAUACCCUGAUCCUGCCUAGUAGGCACGUGGGAUAAGAAAACUCCCCACGAUAAACGAACCUCUCGGCGGCCUAUGAACAUAGCCGAAAGGCGUGCAGAGAGCGCGACGCCGUGCUAGUAAAACGUAGCACGAGAAGACUUCAUAGUUUAUAGCACUGCAAUUAGUCAAAAGACAAUUAGAAUUGCACGUCAGUUGGGGUCUGGGAGGUUUCCCAGUCGCCGAUGUCCUACUCCCAGAUGCCAACUGAGGUGACUACUUAAAAUAAGGCCCAAAUGAAGUACCUGCACGCUUUUCACGGGUUCGGUCUAUUUCGAUAGAUUGGAGCUCUUGUAAAGCGGUGCGGAGCCGUUUCGUGAGCGACAACUGCGUUGGUCGGAAGGACAAGAUGAACCGCUCGUCAAACCAAGCCAUGUUUUUGAACAUAUUGACUAUUUCCCGCCUCCUUCGGGGGACGGGAUCAUUGUCCGGAAGAGACAUACUAGCGGCGUUACUUAGCUUUAACGAGGUAUAGCGCUAGACUUUGCCUUUCUUUACUAUUCACCACCUUACGAGUGAGACGCUCGUCUUAUUGGGAAGUCUCAGGCGCUCGCUGGAGAGGAGACUGAAGUUAACCAAAGAAAAACUAACCGAGUGUGGGGACCGAUUAUAUGCAGACGCAUCGCCCUGUAAGGUGGAACACCUGAGCGCGCUGGCCUGGGAACCAGGCUGCGCAAAACGCUGGCCGCACAUUCCGCGCGAAUGAGGUGGCUUUUUUAUUUACGACCAGCUAUAGCGAGCGACUUCGAAGCCGCCCUUUGCUCCUCUAUUCUAUUCCUUCUGGAACUGGAAGUCUGAGCCAUGGAAACAGGCGGAAUUACGGCGGAAAGCCGUUUUGUCUUACUUACUUACUACUUCAGCACGAUGGAGAGCCGUUUUUUCUUACUUACUUACUCUUUAUUUUACUUACUACUUCAGCACUGAGAGGAGUCACUUCUUGGGUAACGUCUUUAAUUACAGUCCCAGCCUGGCGGCCCGCUGGAACGUUGUGUCUCACCUCCGACUUUGUUUGUUUCUUCUAGAGCGUUCCCACGAGCGCAGUAAGUUUUUCACUAGUCGUCGAUGUCAGUCAAUGUGAUGCUAGCUAGUACGCUCCUGACAAGAUAGAAGAGCUCCCGUGACCCCGAGGGCGUCCUACACCAUAAACGGCGCAGCUUGUCUGCUUCUGGCCGCAUUCUGAGCGACCUCCCGAAAGGUGUCCAUUGUGAAUGUCGGCGAGUCUGGACGGCGAGUAGGAGAAGCUCGGUGAAGAAUUACGCAGCCAAAGUCUUUACAUGUGUCAAAAGAGUCACGACUCGGACCGUCGGCGAUGUUGAGCUUGCUCGUAACGCGCUCAAACCAGAUCUCGAUGCCUAGAGAUAGCGCGAGGAUCCAUAUCAACAGGACAAGUUUUUGAACCUUGGGGUCGUCACUGUACCCGUUCUGUGUCGCGCACUGUGCGCUUUCGUUGUCGAUGAGAACGAGGUCUUUCCUGCCUUUAAUGCGCUCGGCGAAUAACGCAAGCGCGACAGCGACAGCUUCGGUCUCGUAAAUUUCAAUGAACAUAUCAGCCUCCAUGGCCCAAAAGGACGCGCAAGCCCGGAAAUCGCCGUCGAAGCAAACGACACCGAUACGCCCAGAACCCGCGGCGUCGGUGUACAAGACAACUGGCGGCAAGUCGUUGCCUUCGCCGGAUGAAGAUGGGAUAUCGUACCGAAAGCUUGGAAGGCAUUUGUGGUACCAUUCUAGUGCAGAACGAAGGCGGGGCCCCAACGCGCCGCCCUGGUGUUUCAUCUGGGCCCGGCCGUAAAUCGGAACGAGGAAGGCGCGGCCGAGUCUGCCGAAUGACGCCCUUGAGCAGAAUUGUAGAGUUCCUGCAAGCUUUUCCGCCUCGAGUGGGUGGAGUUUGCCUUUACUCAAGAAGUCACCAAUACGGCGCUGAACUUCUUGGGCCCUUACGGGGCAGAUUUCGACCGUAAUCCCCUUUGGGGUCGUGGAGUGGAACGUUCCGAGGAAUCUAAUACGGCUACCAAGUUCGUCUUUUUGCCGUUCAAAAGUGAUCUGGAGGAGGUCGGUGAAGAAUGUGUCCAUGUCUUCGGAUGCACGCUGAGCAUCCUGCGCGGGAACGACGCAGCCGAAGUCGUCGAAGUAAGACACGAUGGGGAGGCGGAGAAUGCGCCUACCCAGAGCAGUCGCCACCAACGCAUAAACGUUGAAGUUAAUUACCGCGGCCUCUUCACCAAACAGGAGGGCUUUCGCGACGGCCCCGAAGAGCCUCCCGCAAGUCGGAUUCUUCGCGAUUACCACCACGAAACUGUGGUAAGAUAAGAGCUGUCUAUAUGCAGACUUCAUGUCUUUCUUGAUAAAGGCGAGCUGCUGUGGUCCCGUUAACUUCUGCAGGAACAUGGUGACUGCGUUGAGGUGGUCGCCAUUCAUCAACUUGAUCGGCGUUCUGACGGCGCAGGCUUCAUUGAGCAUACUGUGUUUCGCGUUGUCGCACGGUCGUAGCUUCGUUUUGUAUGUGCCAGAGCUUCCAGAAUAGGACGACUGGGUCACAAUGAACCGCCUUAGCGGAAGGAAAUCCGUCGGCAAAUUCUUAACGUCUUCAGGAUCGUUGACACAGUAAGGGCCAGACAAAGAUCCAGACUCACACUCCGAAAGGAAGGACGACCAAAUGUGGUCUGUUUCUUCUUUCGAGUCGUAUCGUGCUUUAUUUUCAAUUUCGCGGAGGAGCUUGUGCUUGUUGUUGAUUAGAUCCGUAGCCGAUUGAACUGGGCGGGAGCGGUUGGCCCUCGGAAAGACUCCAACCUCGUCGAAAAUUCCAACGAUUGGGAAACCGAUCCGCAAGCGGUCGGCCAAGCGCGACCCGAAGAUGCCCGUGACCUUCAUCAUAUCCUCGAGCAAUGUAACCGCGACUUUUGAAAUCUGCGGCCUACCUGGUAGCCAGGUGUCGCGUGGGAGUGCGUCCUUCCUAUUUCGCCAGAAUUGUAAGACCAGGCGGCGCGCAUUCUGGCGCGCGGAGACGCUAUCAGCUGUGAAAACUGCCGCCUCUUGUAAGUCAAGGGGUAGCGGUUCAUGAGAAAUACGCGGAAAGCGAAACUGUUGUGCUAGGUUGACAUGUCCCCGAAUCGUAGAAGCGUGAAGAGACAUGUAGACUCCCUGCUGCGACAUCGCUAGGACAUGUGCAUCGGCUUGCUUUCUAGUAGGUUUUACUGCCGUGCUAUGUUGUAACUGUGCUAUUGCGGUCGAAGUAGUUGCGUUUCCCGCGACGGUGUCGCUUCCGUCGUCUUCUGUCCAAUCAGAAAUAUCCUCCUCAGCGAAAUCAUCACGAAGGACAACUCUACGCGAUGAGGUUCUACUUGGACCCGAGAAACAGGACAGAUCUGAUUCGCUGUGAAGAAACAUCGCAGCGGAAAAAGGGCGAAGGAAAUCGCUCCUGAUGUAUGACUUAUUAAAAGCCUGAAGCGCCAGCUGAUACUUGGCCGGGUUCGAUAUCCACUCGCUGACCCUAAGACGGGUACGCGUGAUCUCCACCGGCUCCGUGUUUGCUGGACUAAUAUACUCCGAGGGAGGUUCCCAAGGAUAGUUCUGCGAAGGUUCGGCCUGUUGUCUGUGGUGCUCUCCCGCUUCAAAGGAGGACGGGACCGAACUAGAAAAAGAAGCCGAAUCGGCUAGUUCCGAAGCUGGGUCGCCACUGUGUUCCUUUUCGCCCUCUCGUGAUGGUGUGGCGUGUUCUGGUGCGACGAGAGGGGAACGAACCUCAAGAGAGGACGUUCAGGACUGCUGCCCUGGUUCUUGUUCUCCUCGCCCGUUAGCUUCGGAAGAGAGUUGCCCCUUAUUCUGGAUCUGCUGCAACUGACGCUCAUUCAGGGCGCCACCCCCUUUAUUUCCCAUCGCUUUCCCCUUAGGAAUUCGCGGUGGUGUGUUGUCAUAGUUGACAGCUCCCGAGGGUUGAGUCUGACCCUUUCCUUUCGGUGGCUUUCCGCCCUUAGGCUGCUGCACCGUAAUCUUGCGACGCUUCGCUUCAUCGUCCGCGGCUUUGGCUUUGCGACGCCGAUCUUCUUUCAUGUUGAACAAGCUGAGAUACUCCCGAAAAUCAUCGCCGCGGAAAUCGCGAAUCUUGGCCAUGAUAUCAAAGUCGCCGUGACGACUUUCCUCGGACCAAUCCUGCCGAAUCUUCGCGUCGAAAGACGUGACGACCCGCGGCCCGAAGUGAUUGAUUGCGUCGAGGAUUGCAGUAGUGUAGAGGUGGAAUAUCGCGGUGAACUGAUUGUCUAUGGUAGGGUCCUCACUGGCGGCGGCCCAAGCGAUCAGCGCCUUCCCGUGAAGGAACAAGUACUGCGAGGGUGGAAGUUCAGUAUCCUUGUUCUUGGCGGUUGCGUCCGCUAGUAGCUGUUUCUCUGAGCGUUGGGCAUCCAUGCCCAUAGUGGCAGAAAUUUCCCGAAUGGUGUCGUUGAUUUCACUCUCGCCGAGCCCAAGCUUCAUGACCCAGUCACUCCUCUUGGGGUACCAAGGGCUGGACUUCAGGUCCGCGAAAGGAAAAGCGAAGCCCUUCUCGAUCUGGAAACGCAUGAAAUUGACUUGGUCCUGCGUUGGGAUGAGGUUGCUCUUGUCCGAGACGAUGCCGAGCACCGUCAGGCGCGGUGCGAGUUGCACGACUUUCUUCGGCUGUUUCGUUGUGAGGGAAGAGGCCCCCAUAGCGAUGCGCGUAAGGUCAUCGCGGUGUUUCCGUUCCUCUUCCUUCUCCUUGUUGCGCUGUGCGACUUGGAUAAGCUGCAAAGCAGAAAGGACAAUACCUACGGCCUUCGCCUCCUUAAGGUCGUUGCGGCUCUCGUUAGCGCGAGCUACGUCCUUGAAAGACGGUAGAGCAGUCUCCUCGAGGACUGCCGUGAUUUUCUCCUUGUCGGUGAGUUGUAAAACCACUUCGACCUCAUUCACCUCAAAGAGGGCUGUACCGAAUGCCUUACGUAGAUGGACGUCCCCGAUGGCGUCGGGGUUAUCAGUGCCGUCGGCUUUCUUGCGGUGCACAUGCUUACUCCACAAGGCAUGGGCACCGGGGCGGCCAGGGCCGUCCUUGAAUGCAGUGGCCCGGAAAGGGUCACCAUUCUCAGCGAAAAGCUGGAUUUGUUGAAGAGUCGAGAGACCUGCUGUGUCAGCCAUUUUUUUGGUUGCUUUUUCGGUUGCAAGGAUUGACGAAAUCAAUCACGAAGUUCGAUCUAGAUGAUCAAGCGAAAGCCUGUGUAUUCGGUCAGAGACUUGCGCACAUGUUCCGUGAAAGUAGCGUAGGUAUACCUAACUAUUUGGGGACAGGAUCGGCCUGGUCUUUACUAUUUGAGGACAAGCCCCACUUUUGAAAAUAACGACCGAAAACGAACCCCACUUUUUUCGGUCGACAGUUUUUGGAUCUCGACGUUGUGGACAGGAUCUACCUCACCUUUGAAAAUAACGACCGAAAAUGUACCCCACUUUUUCGGUCGACAAUUUUGGAUCUCGGCAAAUGAACGAAAGGAGCCAACUUUCACUUUUUCGGUCAAAGAACGACCAAUUAUUAAGGGUGAGCGUUGAGCGUGAUCUACUCACCGAAAAUGUACCCAACUUUUUUCGGUCACGAGCUUUUGGUAGACAAUUUGGGAUCUAUGGUGUGAUUGAGGUGUUUGGCUCUGAUUCGUCAGGUGAGUUUUCUGAAUUCGUUGACCGCUGUCGGAGAUUUAGUAGACCAUUUAGAACCGGCUAAAGCUGAUCUAUUUCGGAUCUUAUCUGUGAGGUGGGUUCUCAAUCGUCAAGUUUCAAAACAUGUAACACCGCAAGCUUAAAAGCUUCGGAUUGAUGGCAAAAACUGCCACCAACUAAUUAGCGCGGAAAGCGCUAAGACGAUCGAUCGCCCGACCUCAAUUUAACCAAGAUUUAACAAGUGAAAUCGUAACUAAUUGCUAAGAAUAGCUUCAUAACUAAGUUACUCUUGAAGGGUGUGGCUAAUUGAUUAUAAUCAGAGCGCUCUUAGUAAAAAUUCCUGACUUCAGCCACAUAAGGCCCUACCGGAGAAGAGGAGAGAGGUAGGCGCUCGCAAUGAGAUCGGAACGGCAUAGUUGGCCUUGCUUAUGGGUGCUAGCUCACCAAGGCCAACUUCCGAAAUCAUUCGUCAGGAACUAAUACUCAUCUAUCAUUAUGCUUAAUUUGUCUCCCGUCCUUGAGUCUAUGCGCUGGUGGUUUUCGUAGUCGUCCCUGCUUGUGUGCUAUAGUGUAAAAGUGCAACCUUUUAUAUAUAGUAGCUCCGCACACUCUACCCUGAAGUAUGUGCACCCAUGUAAGAAAUAGAAGUAAAGAGAUGGAGCUUCAUGUGGUUCGGCAAUAUUUAUUACUGAAGCCUUAACUGUUGGCCAUGUGCAGGAUCGUUCGGUUGCUCCACACUAUCUACUGUCUGUCAGAGAGUAAAAAUAUUGUUGUUGCGCCCUGUUAUCUUCAUGCCCCUUACCUAGAAGUAAAUAAACGGGUAAACCUUAGAUAGCUAGCUAGCCUUAAGGCUUGCUUACUGUCCAUGAGCAAGCUAUGGAAGGCCUUAAGUAGUUUCCUUUUGCACUUUGUAUCGCGUGAUUCUAUCCUGCCAGCCUGUCUUCAUUUCUGGCCAGAUCGUGCUAGCAUGCAAGCAGGCACACACUCAGUCAUUCACAUCCUUAUCAUGGUUCACCCUUUUGUUCAAGAUGUGGUGGUGGUAGUGGGGUUUGGGGUGAAGGUUUUGUUGAGUUUUGUAACAGUGGGGGGUUGAAGACCGACGAUGCUUUGAGAUGAACUUGAUGCAUUAGUCGACUAGGUAACCGAGGAAGCUGUUAAAUAGAAGACACUGGCACGAGACACUGGCACAUACAACAAUAACUAUAACACGCUGUUGCGCAGUUUGUUCUACAGCAGAGAGUUGAGUUUUGCCGUCAGCACGCUUAGUAUUUGCAAUUCCUUAGGGUUGGGUCUGCGAAUAUGAAAAACUACGACUUCUAUUUCUCAACUCUGCAUGGUAAGAUCAGGAUUCAAUUCAACAUAUCAGUCAACAAUUUGUCCCAGGCACUGGAAGGAUUCGACUACGACGCUUUCAUAGAUAGCCACACUGGUGAAUACAGCCUAGUUUUGCCCUGGGCACACAAGAAGGAGCUCCCGUCUGAGUAUUUUUCGAAGCUCAUUCCACUCGCUGAAUGGAUAUCAGGGCCAUCAGGAAAGGCAAUGGCCAUGAGCUACGGAGCCGUUCCUGUCCUGACGAGAGACGUCGUCGGCGGAAGCGGUCUCGACUUCGCGACUUCGUUGCUACACGAUAAGGGAAAGGUAUUCUAUUGUAUAAUUUUUGAGCACGAGCUUUUUUGGCUAUCAUAAAGGUAAAGAUAGAACCCACAAUAUUAGUAUUUCUAGUAUUACUUAGCAAUUUUUUUAAGGCCAAGCCUUCUCCUUAAGGAGGCCUCCUUAAGGAGCUUCCUUAAGCACAUUGCAUCCCUAGGAGAAAAAUUUCUAUCAAAUUAUAGAAAUCGAUUAUGGAGCUCCCUUAAGGGCAAAAGAUGACCCUUAAGGGAGCUCCUUAAGGGGGCCCUUUGACAAAAUUGGGUUAAUAUUAGACCCUUCCUCAAGGGCCACCUCUUAAGGGCCUCCACUUGCUAGCUCAGCCAUAGCUAGCAAGUUUGCUAGCAGAGCAAUGAUAUAGCUCGCUUGCUAGCUUAGCAGCAGCGAGCUAGCUUGCUAGGUUAACCGUAGCUAGCUGCUUAGCCACGGCUAGCCUGCUCGCCGCAGCUGCUUAUCCAUAGCUAGGGAGCUAGCUAGCGGCUUCGCCGUAGCUAGCCUGCUAGCUGCUUGACCCUCGCCAGCUUGCUAGCUGCUUAGCCUGGUCUAGCUUUCUAGCUGUUUAGCCAUAGCCAGCGCGCUAGCUGCGUAGCCAUUGCCAGCUUGCUAGGUUAGCCAUGUUACUUAGCCUGCAAGAGCGCCGGCUUGGCGCUAGCUCAGCCAUUGCCAGCUUGCUAGCCUAGCCAUGGCCACCCUGCUAGUUUAGCCCGGCAUAGAUAGCCUGUUAGCCUAGCCGUGACCAGCUUGCUACCUAGCAGCCUCGCCAAGGCUAACCUGCUAGCUUAGCCAUAGCCCCUCCAGGUCCAGCUUGUUAGCUUAGCAAUAGCUGGCCAGCUGGCUGAGCAAUCGCAAUGGCCGGCGUCCAUGCUGGUUCAUUCUAAGCCAGCCGCGCGUCGCUAGCUUGAUGACUUAGCGGCUUGCUUCGUUUGUCGUAUCUGUCUAGUUGCUAAGUGCUAACCUAUGCCCAGCGCAGCGGGCCCGUGAUGGGCCCGCUUUCUGGGCAUGUAUUCAUAUUGGUACCCCUGCUUGAACGUAGUUUUUGCAACAAAUCCAUAGUCCUCUAGGCAACGGUGGUGCCGCUUUUUCUGCAAACGUAGUCUCAGCCGUAACUAAGGGCUCCCUUCCUUAUUGUGCCAGGUCUUGUACACGAUGGCCUUCGAGAUGUAUGGACGGCAUCCAUGGGACAGUAACUCGAUAUAUUUCGACAUGUAUCGAGACGCUGAGUACCGCGCGGAGCAUGACGGCAAGGAUAUGAAAUUCUUUUCGACGCCAGGAUUCAAUGCGUGGAGCAGCGUCGAAGCACAGGCAUACAAGAGCCACUGCUUGUACAACAUGUUUACGCCGAUGUAUCAGGACGCAGCAGAGAGCGUCAUGGAAGCAUUUGCACCGCUUUAUGGUGAAGUCCUCAUGGAAAUUGCGCGCCGCGAGGGUUGGGCGAGAACUCAGGUUGAGAGCAUGAGUUCGGGAUCCGUAGUGCAUUCCGCCGCCAGGAAAGAGAAGAAAAAGGGGAAGGGGACGUCGAGGUCCUCCGGAGUAGUUGUCGAGGCACGCGAUGAUGAAGAUGAUGACGAGAGCUCCAGUGAGGAGCUGUUUGACUCGGAGAAAGGGGGGGCGCCGCAGCUGCUGAAACACAAGGGAGCCGAGCACUCUUCAUCAACAACUCCAGCAGCACAGACAACGCGCUUUUGUCUCUUUUUCGCGUUGCUGUGCUUGGCGCUUGGACUUCUUUGCCACUCGACAGGCCUUCUCGCCCCUAUCAUCUCGCGACUUCGAGUUUACUUGGCGCGCGCCGAGAACAGGCAGUUGAAGAUGCACCUGCAGCAAAUAGACCGACAAAUCGAUAGCAGCAUGCUGUCUCCAGGAAACGUCAAGGGCUCCGUGCUCGCCGCGGUGGCGGAAAACGGUUCGAAGCCGUCGCGAAGUCGGAAUGCAAACGACCACCCUGUCGGUGCUUCAUCACCUGGUCCGAAUUUCUCUUCUGGUCCGAGUCGUUAUCGCGAUCUCCUAGACUUCUCGGGAGACGCCGACGAGGAGGCUGCUACCUCGCUUUUGAGCAAGAGCUGGGAGGAUCAUGAGGAGGAUAGCUUUUUCUCGCAUCAUGAUACGAGGUUGAUCAACGCAGCAAAUGCUUAUUCCAUUUCCAGUGGCCACAUUAAUAAUCGUGGUGGAGGUGGUGGCCUGCCGAUUUACAAUGACUACUCUGCAACAGCAGCAGCGCAACAGACGUCACAGAACACACAUGCGAGCCAGCACCAACAACCCCAUCAUGUAUACCAGCACACACCGUACGACUACAGGAAUUUGUGAUUUUUGUACUCGCAGGAUUGUGCACGCCGCGGGGUGCCACAGAAGUUAUGCUACCGUAGUAUUCGAGGCAUCGUCAAGAGGCUCGGCUGAUAAUCGUUUUUUUGCGCGAUGUUUGUUGCGGUACACAGUGCCAACUGAUUGUCAUUACCGGCUAUAAAAAGACGCAUAGCCCAUUCCCGCUCGCCGUGAUUCGAGAGCACUAGCCUGAAUCGGAGGACCGCUUCCAGCUUGUUGGGGGACGCAAAGUCUUAUGGCAGCGUCUAGCUCUGUCGUUCAGCGAACGCUUCUUCUGGCAAGGGUGAGUCUCGUCGCUCGAAUAAGUGCAAGCGGUAACUGUUUAUGCUGAACAAAAGAUUCAACUGACACGUUAUAUUCGGGUGUUCGAUACCAAAAGAUCACUUUGUGCUAUUUCCAUAAUCGUGUAGUAGCUUAACACGAAGUUAUUGGGAGUCUAAGUCGUAGUUACCCAUUCAUAAUCACGAUUAAGUACGCGCUGCAAAGUACAUCUGAAUCACUUUUUUAGAUUAUAGUACCGGUGGUCAACAUGUUCUUCUUGGUGAUAUUUGUUAGCUCAGUGUCUUUUUGAUGGGCCACUGACUGUGCAUGAUGUUUUUGUUCUUGUGUGCAUGACGAUGAAGUUCACCUAAGUAUUUGUUAUUGUUUCUCUUCUAAUUAUAAUCAGUACCACGUCUGUUCUUUUCACCAAUUACUUACUUCCAGCAAACGAAUACACACACACAAUGACACAUUCAGUCUCAGCACGAUUUUGGAAUUAUUGAUUUUGCUAGAACUAGAUCUAGAUGUCAUUGUCACCAGCAUAAUUUCCACUCACAUACGAUUGACUAACAUCUAGUGUGAGGAAUAGAAAAAAGUGAUAUCAAGAUGAGCAACAAAUAGAUUGAUUAUUCUUUCGUUUCCUCCAAACAUUCUUCCCUGCUGCUUGCGCGUUGUGCAUAGAUGUAUUCAACAUAGUUAUCAGCAUUUUUCUAGUCACCCUCACCUCUACCGUCAUCCCUAAAUGUCGACUCGUUACAUUUCCAAGAAACGCAAUUGUUGUUGCAUUCCGGUGACAUGCAAUCACUUUUUGCACUUAUUUGACUGAGGAAGAAGCAUAGAUACGCUGAGUUGAGCGAUUGUGGAGCAGCUGACAAUGACACGAACGCCAAUAUGGGGCUAAUGUUUUUCUUUUGACUGAUCUUGAAAGUAGCGUGGAUUCGGCCUCACUCGUGCAGGCAGGACUGCUGUGACGUGGCGUUCAGCCCAGACGAAAGGUAUCCGUAGGGGCUUUUAGAGUAGUUGUUAAGGAGAUUAAGAACUCCCCCCUACGCCGGUAUCCACGCGGAAAAUAUGUAGGUAGGUUCUUUACGGAACUCGCUUGC